AUGUCGACCAUGCGUAAUGCUGUCCAGCGCCGGGUUCAUCGCGAGCGCGGACAGCCCGAAGAUCGCCAGAAAUGGGGCUUAUUGGAAAAGCACAAGGACUAUUCUGCGCGAGCCCGGGACUUCAAUGCCAAGAAAGCGAAACUCAAAGCCCUCCGACAGAAAGUACUAGAGAGAAAUCCAGAUGAGUUUUACUUUGGAAUGUUAUCACGGGCGGGUCCAUCAUCAGCUAAGGGUCGUAAGGGCACGGUGAGCGCAGAUCGUGGAAAUCAAGUCUUAAGCCAGGAUGCAGUACGAUUACUCAAAACUCAGGACUUGGGAUAUAUUCGGACCGCAAGAAAUAGAGCUGCGAAAGAAAUGGAAAGGUUGGAGAUGGCAGCAAAAGGAAUUGUGGGAAGUGGACGCAAGCUCGUUUUCAUGGGCGAGCCAUCCGAUCAGUCUGAAGAUAGUGCAAUGGUGGACCAUAUGCUUGAAGAAAACGAAAUAGUCUCCCCAAGCGCUAGAAAACAAAAACAGCAAUCUCAAUCCAACUAUGAAAAACUAAACGCCAGGUUGGCCACAUCUCGAGAGCGACUAAAAACCUUGACCCAAGUAGAGGAGGCGCUCGAGCUACAGAGAGCCAAAAUGGCCAAAUCACCAACAGUUGGAGGCGUGAAUAAGGACGGCAAAAAGUUUAGAGUGAGAGACCGAAAAAAGUGA
Messenger RNA from Blumeria graminis f. sp. triticale, 696 nucleotides. The record is from the annotation of a GenBank genome assembly. NCBI's taxonomy places the organism in Eukaryota, Fungi, Ascomycota, Leotiomycetes, Helotiales, Erysiphaceae.